Micropterus salmoides (largemouth bass) is the source of this 2903-nucleotide messenger RNA. RefSeq names its product leiomodin 2 (cardiac) b (gene lmod2b). The coding region runs from base 1057 to 2724 and encodes 555 amino acids. Gene Ontology annotation, cellular component: myofibril; striated muscle thin filament. Gene Ontology annotation, biological process: muscle contraction; pointed-end actin filament capping; myofibril assembly. Lineage: Eukaryota; Metazoa; Chordata; Actinopteri; Centrarchiformes; Centrarchidae. Gene Ontology annotation, molecular function: tropomyosin binding. The record is from RefSeq and is a predicted model, not a curated record. The transcript is spliced from 6 exons.
CCACAACUUGUCACAACAGCAGGUUAGCUGAGCUGUUUACAAGCCUGUAAUAAUAUCAGCAUAAUUCCUUCUCAAAAUGAUCCAAUGCUGCACACUGAUCCCACACUUUGUUAUCCAUUUGAAUAGUCAGAUAAGUUGAGUAUUUAGUAUACAGCCAAGCUAACUGCUCUGUGAGGCUUUAUUAGACAAAUGAGAAAAACACUACAUAUCUCUUCCCAUAACUUAGUCCUGAAAUGUAUUAUUCAUGAUCUAUAGCAAAAACUCAAAUCACAUCCAUAAACCUAUCUUCUAUGUCCUUGCCUCCAUAUGUAUCUGCUAUGUUAUGGGAGUUUUAAAGUCAUCCAGACUGAUAAUACCACAGGAGGACGUACUGACACAUCUUUGCUGAUGGACAUUCAUUGAUCGACCCUGUGCCAUUUUUUAGGCCAAACAUUAGCUCUGCUUUUCUCUCUCUUCUCUUUUUGUUCUGUUGUGUUGGGUCCAGUUGGUCUUUUUUUAGCCAUGAACAAAGCCACUCAGGCCGUGGUGACAGGCUGCUACGUUGACAGGCCACAGUCUCUGAGCUCACAUGCUUUUUGUGGCUCUGUCUAUAAGAGAGGUGCCUCCCAAAAAAAGAUGCUGCAUCAUGGAGCCCACACUUUGGUACGUUCCCUUCUGAUCCCUCUCUUAAGGCCUAAACAGCAGCUGGGGAGAUUAGAGAGGAGAGGACACCGACACACACACAUAGACCCUUCCUCACAGCAACAAGGCCGGCCAGGAUAAAUCCGGUUCAGACUGGAAUGGGCUCUCAUCAGAAGCACCUUUGACUGGAUCCAGUAUGUCCAAACACCUUCAGCCGACAAAGGAUCACCUCGACUGGACUCUGAAUUUUUAAUCACCUCUUAUGUACGCGGAUCUGCAGCAACCUCACAUUGGAACUUGUCUUUUGUUGGGACCUCUAUUCCCACACAGCUUCAUUUUGGGGUCCAGACUGAAUCUCGUGCAACUCAAGAACUGGUCCUUCUGGUGGUAGUUUAGACUCACUUUAGACACUGACUGGUCUGUACUAAUCUUGCCAUGAGCUGUUUUGGGUACCGUCGAGAGCUGAGCAAGUACGAAGAUGUUGACGAGGACGAGCUUUUGGCUUCCCUCAGCCCUGAAGAGCUGGCUGAGUUGGAAAAGGAGCUGGCGGACAUUGAUCCUGACGACAACGUGCCCAUAGGACUCAGACAGAGAGACCAGACGGACAAGACCCCGACGGGUACUUUCAGCAGAGAGGCCCUCAUGAAGUAUUGGGAAAACGAGACGCGUAGACUGUUGGAGGAUGAGAUAGGUGGAGGGAGCCCAAAACUGGAUGAAGAACAAGAGGAGUGUGUGACAGAAGAAAACAGCGGAGCAGAGGAUGAAAAAGAUGUUGAAAAUGAGAAAGAACCAAAGUAUGAAGAACAAAAGGAGAAUGAAGAAGAAGAGGAGGAGGAGGAUGAAGAGGAGGAGGAGAGUGAGGAAGAGGAGGAAGCUGAAACAGAGGAGGAGGAAAAUGAGGAGGAACAAGAUAAUCAAUUAAAACCUGAACCAUCAACGAAUUCUGGGGUGCUGACGUCAACAGCCGACACCCCGAUGCUACUGAAGCCGCAGAGGGUGGACCCUAUGAGACUGACUCCUCCCCCUCCACCUGCUGAUCCAAACGUGACCGGAAACCCAACCGUUGUAGAUGAAGCUCUCCAGCGAGCUCUUCGCAACGACCCUGAACUCACAGAAGUUAAUCUCAACAACAUUGAUGAUAUCUCACAGGAAACCCUCAUCCGAUUUUCUGAAGCAUUGAGGUCCAACACACACGUGCGGGUCUUCAGCCUUGCAAACACCCGAGCCGAUGACCCUGUGGCUCUGGCCAUUUCUAAGAUGCUGAGGGAGAACUCGUCCAUCACCAGUGUGAAUAUAGAGUCCAACUAUGUGACUGGAAAAGGCGUGAUGGCGCUGGUUCAAGCACUUCCAGGAAACAACACCCUGACUGAGCUUCGGUUCCACAACCAGAGACACAUGUGUGGAGGACAGGUAGAGAUGGAGAUGGUGAAGAUUCUGAGGGAAAACUACACCUUGAUCAAGCUGGGCUACCAGUUCAACCUGCCUGGUCCCAGGAUGAGCAUGACGGGGAUCCUCACCAGAAACCAGGACCGCCAGAGACAGAAACGGCUGCAGGAGCAGAGGCAGCAGGGCCAACAGGGGGGCUCAGAGGGAGCUGUUAACCCCAGAACCACUGCACUGAAAGGAACUCCUCGUUCAUCACCUUACAGCUCACCCAGAGGCUCCCCUUGGUCCUCACCCAAACUCCCCCGGAGUGACCUGGCUAAAAAACAGACUCCUCCUGCUCCACCUCCUCCUCCACCUCCACCGCCUCCUCCUCCCCUACCACCUCCCCCACCUCCUCUUCCGCAGCGGGAGAAGAAGCCCACUAGGAUGAUUGCGGAGGUCAUCAAGGCACACGAGGCGGGCAGCAAGACGGUGAGAAAGACAAAAGGUAAGAAGAGCAAGAAGGGGAAGGAGAAGGAGUUGGGAAAGGAUGAGACAAGUAGCAUCCUGAAGGAGCUCAAAAAUGCACUGAGGCCCACGUCGGUGGAUAGGAGAGGGGAGGAGGGCAGCAGGCCGUCCACACCAUUGAGGUCAGCCCACGACCAGCUGAUGGAGUCCAUCCGCAACAGCAGCAUCCGCUGCUUGAAACGGGUGGAAGUCCCACAUCAUCUACGAUAAUACAAGCAGAAAUAAAAAAGGUCUAUCCGUUGCCACUGAAAUCGGGGAGUCAGUAUAAUGACACGAUGGAGUGACCAACAAUGAUGGAUGAUGACAUCUAAGAAGGCAAAAACUGAAUUCUUUCUCAUGAAAAAGAAUAGCUUUACAUUUAUGAAUUUUUAAGCUUUUGAGUUUUUUAU